UUCAAUCUGUAGAUUGUGUGGAAACCUAAUUAACAAUGUGUUUUUUGUGAAUUCUGCUCAGUUUGAAAUUAGAAUUUUAAUCUUGAUAGACCAGAUAAAAACACAAAAUGGAAGCAAAAUCUUUAACCUUAUUGGUUAUGUUCCUUGCAAUAACCCGGUGUUCUUUACGCAGAAACAUAAAGGAAAAAAUGACUGCUGCCCUUAAUUCAGAUGUUCGGAAUCAUGGAUCUGAAAGAGAAGGACACAGUUUGGAAGUAAUGAAUUUAGAACUCGAAUCAGAAAAUCCUUCUUUAAAUUGUUCACUCCCUGAAGAAGAAAGGAAAACAUUUCUGUGGAGGAUUGGGACCUCUCCCCCUUCCUAUUUCUUUGGUACAAUCCAUGUACCGUACACGAGGGUCUGGAAAUAUCUUUCUAAAAAUACACUGGAAGCAUUUACGAAAUCCGGGAAGGUAUAUUUUGAGCUGGAUUUAACCAAUCCCUACACAAUCAGUGCUCUUACUUCAUGCCAACUCCUUCCAAAGGGACUUAAUCUUUCCCAGGUGUUGCCUCCUGGAGUGUACAGUAGGCUGGAGUCCCAUCUAUCCUGGGUCCGCGGACAGAUGAAGAACUGGGUUACAGAGGACCAAGAGGGUCGGGGACUGUACUCAGAUUAUCUAUUCAAUACUAUAACAGGUAAUUGGGAACGUAAACGUCCUAUCUGGGCAAUGUUGAUGGUGAACGGCUUAACGCCAAGUGAGAUAGCAUCACGUGGAUUCCCCGUCCUUGACCUGUACCUUGCCCAGCUAGCUGACCAACUCAAGAAAUUGAAAGGAGCUGUAGAAAGAGUUGAAGAACAAUGUGUUCCACUUAACGGACUAACAUACGGACAGGUUAUUUUCUCUUUGAAUAAAACCCUUCAACAUCAUGAAGAUAUAAGAAGUGGUAGAUCAAUGCCCCAGUAUACUACAGAUGAUCUGAUAAACAGCUAUAGAUGUGGCAAUAUGGACUCAGUCUUCAAUUCUGCGCAGGUUCCUGUGUUAAGCUCUAGUACUCAGCUAUCAAGAGAAGAAGAAAAUAUUUCUGAAGAAAUUAACAAAUAUUUCAAAGAACAUUUACUGUACAGGCGAAACCGUAGAAUGGGAUCUAGGGUUGUAGAAUUAUUGCUGAACAACCCUGGAGACUCGUUUUUCUUUGUGUUCGGGGCCGGACAUUUUGUCGGAAACCACUCAGUGCUGGAUGUGGUUAGAAAUGCAGGAUUUACUGUAGAAGAAGUAAAAGCAGAAGAUGAUCUAAGUAAAUGGAGAUCUCAUGGAAUCAAAGAAGAUGUUCCUAAGCCUCGGAACGGAGUGGUGGUUGGAACCUUCGAGGAUUUAUCUCAAGAGGAGAAAACACGAGCCUUUCUUCAGCUUCUUGAAUACAAACUAAAAGUAGAAAAGGAGAGCGAGGAUAAUGAUAAGAAGGAUGAUCGAUUUCACGAACUCUGGCAAAAGCUUCCAACCCCGCAGGUCAACACUAACAGUGAUACAGAGGAUGUUAAAGCAGUCCGAGAAUCCAUAAAGGUUUGGUAUGGAUUAUCUGGAUCGUCUUCCACCUUCCCUUCUCUUCAUCUUCUAACUUUUUUUCUUCUUCUUCUCCCUCUUACAAGAUGAUAAUUCACGGAUUUCAAAUCUCAAGGAUUAUUAUGGAUUAUUUUCUUUAGUAGUAAUUAUUAUUUUUGAGUAUGAUUGUUUACCAAAAACAUCAAAAGUAAUGCUUUUUUCAAAAAAUCUUCUGUUGAAUUUUCAUUUUUAAUGAUAAUGUUUAAUUUC
Eurytemora carolleeae is the source of this 1787-nucleotide messenger RNA. Its product is annotated as metalloprotease TIKI1. The coding region runs from base 108 to 1628 and encodes 506 amino acids. The transcript has 21 exons. NCBI's taxonomy places the organism in Eukaryota, Metazoa, Arthropoda, Copepoda, Calanoida, Temoridae. Gene Ontology annotation, biological process: negative regulation of Wnt signaling pathway. The record is from RefSeq and is a predicted model, not a curated record. Gene Ontology annotation, cellular component: membrane. Gene Ontology annotation, molecular function: metalloendopeptidase activity.